AUGCUUUCUACGAGGUCACUCGGAUCCUUCAAGGGCAUCCUGCCCUCCAUCCACCACCCUCUCCCGCUGAACCAGAGAGAAGCCCAGCAGCUGCUCAACUCCCUGACCGCCUCCUUCCGCAAACACCUCGAUAAAGAGCACGGGUGGCUCACCGACGACCCCGCUCAGCCCGUCCCCAGCCGACCCCCCACCGGACUCAUCGUCUCUACCUCUUCGAAAGACGCGCACCGCCGACCGACAGACCGGCAUCUGCGCGCCAUCCUCUCAAAUCCCCUCUUCAGCUAUGAUCGGACAGUCCAGCAGGGCUUCGCCCUGGGGCAGCUCGGCAGCGCAGAGCGGGACCCCAUGGACAUCUUUGUAGAGGCCGUCUCCAAAGGUCUUAUGGACCCCAGGCGGGCCGCCGGGUGUCUCCAGGCCAAACGCCGCGAGAUCCUCCAGUCGCCCUGCCUAUCGGUCAAGGAUGCCAUGGCCACGCCCGGCGCCGGCCUCAAGGUCGUGCAGUGGCUGAGGUCGUCCGGCAUGGAGAGAGACCUCUCUUUUGUCUCGCAUACCGGCUUGACUAGCCUGCUCUUGAAGUUCAUGGUCGCAGAGGGCCUCGAGGACAUCGCCUGGGGGUGGCUGGACCGGCUAAUGCGGGGAGAGGGGCCGGCUGAUGUGGGCAAGAACCACCAACCGGCGGCCUCCUUUGUCCUCGACCAGCUGGUCACUGCAAAGACGCUCGACGCCACGAACCUCAACGAGGCAUACGCCUUGAUCCUCCAAGGGCAGGAGAUGUUCAGGUCGAACCCCAAGUUCGAACUCAGCUUUGUCGGCCCCUGGCGCCACCUGUCCUGGAUAUCGACGGUCGAGGCGUGGAAGCGCGCCAACCCGUCCGUCAAGCUGUACGAGUCCUUCGUUGCCAUCAGCGACCGCAUGCGCAAGAACCUUCGCAUCGACAAGGCCCACCUGAACCUCCACCACCCCACGAAGCCCAACCCCGCCCUCGCGAUACAGCUUCUGGAGAACCAGAGCAUCUGGCAGAACCUCUUCAAGCUGCCUACCAGCGAGGCCGGGGAGCCCUCCAAGCGCGCGUCCGGCCUCGCUACGCGGAUCAUGUCUAUCGGUCUCGACACCGUCCAGUACUUGACGCAGUCGGGGCAGACGGAAGAGGCACAGCAUGUCCUCGACUUGCUGCGCACGAACCUCUCGGGAUUCUUUGGAAAGGACCCGCCGGAGUUUUCUCGCAUCCUGGCCACGGGAUGA
This is a messenger RNA of Thyridium curvatum, 1242 nucleotides long. RefSeq lists its product as uncharacterized. Bases 1 to 1242 code for a protein of 413 amino acids. The record is from RefSeq and is a predicted model, not a curated record. The transcript has a single exon. Lineage: Eukaryota; Fungi; Ascomycota; Sordariomycetes; Thyridiales; Thyridiaceae.